This is a messenger RNA of Cheilinus undulatus (humphead wrasse), 1302 nucleotides long. It is a transcript of the gene kcns3a, whose product is annotated as potassium voltage-gated channel, delayed-rectifier, subfamily S, member 3a. Bases 1 to 1302 code for a protein of 433 amino acids. The record is from RefSeq and is a predicted model, not a curated record. Lineage: Eukaryota; Metazoa; Chordata; Actinopteri; Labriformes; Labridae. Gene Ontology annotation, biological process: protein homooligomerization; potassium ion transmembrane transport. The transcript has a single exon. Gene Ontology annotation, cellular component: membrane; voltage-gated potassium channel complex. Gene Ontology annotation, molecular function: voltage-gated potassium channel activity; protein binding.
AUGGCGUAUGGGCAGAUCCUUCAUCCACGUGGCCCCGGUGAUUCUUGCAUUACCGUCAACGUUGGCGGUUUCAAACAACGGAUGGAGCAUGACGUUCUGAAGCGAUUCCCACAGACUCGCCUGGGUCGCCUUCUCUGCUGCAGCUCCAAAGAAGCGAUCCUUGAGCUCUGCGAUGACUUCAGUCCGUCUGAGAUGGAGUACUACUUUGAUCGAAACCCACGUUUUUUCUGCUAUGUUCUCAACUUUUACCUCACAGGGAAAAUGCACCUGGUGGACGGGUUGUGCAUUGUCUCAUUUUUUCAAGAGAUUGAGUAUUGGGGCAUCAAGGAGAGACAUUUGGACCACUGCUGCACGAACAGGUUCCAUGAACUGAUGGAGAUGGCUGAAGAUAAGAACUGGGACCAGAGGAGUGAUGAUCUGCAGCUCCAUGGCUCAGAUUUAUCUAUUGAGGAGCUGUCGGCUUCAGAGAAUGAUCUAGAAUUAUUCGAAGGCUCCUGGUGUGCAGAUGUUCGCAGGAAUAUUUGGAUACGACUUGAGAAUCCUGGUUACUCCACGUCAGCCAAAAUUUUGGCUGUAGCCUCUUUGAGUGUGGUCAUUGUCUCUAUUGUUGCCAUGUGUGUUCACAGCAUGUCAGACUCCCAUGAUAUGGAUCCCAAUGAGAAGAAGGUUGAAAACCCAGUGCUUACCUUCUUUGAGACCCUCUGUGUGCUCUGCUUCUCUGUGGAGUUUGUCCUUCGUUUAGCUGUUGCACCAUCAGCCAAGAAGUUCCUGUGCAGCACUCUCAACAUCAUCGACCUAAUGUCCAUCCUGCCCUUCUAUGUCACCUUAGCCUGUGAUGUGAUGGAUGAAGGUGAGAACACAGAGCUGGAGAAUGUUGGCAAAGUGGUGCAGAUCCUGAGGUUGAUGCGAGUGUUUCGCAUUCUGAAACUGGCUCGUCACUCGGCCGGCCUUCGCUCUCUUGGCGCCACGCUCCGUCACAGUUCCAAUGAAGUGGGACAGCUGGUGCUUUUCCUGUCAGUUGGUAUAUCCAUGUUUUCUGUCCUCAUCUACUUUGUAGAGAGAGAUUCCAAAGAGUCAGAGCUUCAGACUAUCCCCAUUUGCUGGUGGUGGGCUACCAUUAGCAUGACUACGGUGGGCUACGGGGACACCUUUCCGGUAACGCUGCCUGGGAAGCUGAUAGGAACACUGUGCAUUGUCUGUGGGCUGCUGAUCGUGGCUCUGCCCAUUACUAACAUCUUCAACAAAUUCUCAAAGUUUUAUCAGAGGCAGAGACACAUGGAUCUAAAACAAAACACUACCUGA